Colletotrichum acutatum is the source of this 996-nucleotide messenger RNA. RefSeq lists its product as uncharacterized. The transcript is spliced from 2 exons. Bases 1 to 996 code for a protein of 331 amino acids. Lineage: Eukaryota; Fungi; Ascomycota; Sordariomycetes; Glomerellales; Glomerellaceae. The record is from RefSeq and is a predicted model, not a curated record.
AUGGGCUUGGUGGCUAUCAAGACUUUGCCAGGUCCUUUGUACGAACCCGAACAGCCCCUUCCUGGGUUCGCCAAUAGCAAGUACGAGGGUGAAUACGACAGUGACGACUCUUUUGCUUCUCUUAGGAAGAAUGCUCCAGCUGGCUCAACAACGGGUAGGCGUAGGAGCCAUACACACCCCAACCCCAAGACAGGAGAAACACCCAGCCAUGGUAAAUCAUCCACGUCAAACUUGCUCCGCUCUAGAAGAAAUGACUCUAGCACCCGUGAUCCUGCCCCAGCCCAACCUCCCACUCAACGUAGUAGAAACGACACCUCGAUGAUUGAUCGCAAUUCUCCCGUGUCAGAGGGCGGAGGAAUAGCUCGCCAUAGCCAGAAGGACCGGCAGACGUGUGGCUCCCAUACGCAUAGUCGUAUAGGACGAGCACAAGUGCACCCGGCAAACAACCCCCACACAUCCGAAAGACAGCUUGUCGAAGGACUCCGAUCUCCCGAUGGAUGGCUUACGCGUGUCCCCAAGAGAAGCGCCUCGUCUAAUCUCAGCCCGAAGUCAAUUCGGGGCCAAGAGCCCGAGAAGAAGCGCAGACGGGACCAAAAAGCGCCGUCUCGCACUGAACUGAACAAGCAUGAAGUGACUCAGGGUUCUGACCGGGUGAAGUCGUCUCACGGAGACAACAUUCGGCCUCGGUCGGCCAUACUCGAACAUAUCAUCACCAUCGCAAACAAGUCAGGUGACACGCCUGUGGCUAACACUAGCGACGCAGAAACGCGAGUUGCAUAUGAGAAGCAAACUCCUGAAGCAUAUGCCGAAAGCGUGGAGGACCACGUCAAGAUUCUCCACCGAGAAAUGGGACCUAUGAAGAAGCAGAGAAUGAAAGGAUUGGCCACAUUGGGCACACAGAGGAAGAUGAAGAAAGAGCAUCACGAGGACGAUUCUUCAGCCCUUUCAGGCGCCACAGCCGCGAGCAUGCGAGCAAGCUUUCUUCCAAAGUUGUGA